AGGUUUUCUUCAAAUUUUCCAGCCUGUGAGACGGAAGGUGAAUUCCAAGCCAUCUGUGCUGAGAGCAUCCUGGAUAUGGUGGCUUCAGAAUCUUGGACGGCUGGGAAGCUGUUCAUUCAAAAACCUCCAUGUGAAAUGUUUCUUGUCUGUGGAGUAAAAGCUACAGUAGGGCCACUUUCCAAAAACAAUCAGAAACUGACUUAAUAACAAUGUCUCCCCCUAAAAGCAAGUUUUUGCAGCCCCUUGUGUGAAAGCUUAUGAGUAAAGCCUUGAACCCAAGAAUCUUUAGCCUUUAAGCAACCUUUCCUCCAAGCAAUUCUGCAAUUGUCUCUUCCUACCACUGGGGAAAAAAAUAAAGCUCAUAUCCCUAUCUUCCAUCAAUGAUCCUGUCUGAGCCGAACUCCUUUCUGAUAUAUCAUCCCUGCAGUAAUGGCAGUAACACACGCCGAUCUUGCCCCAAGCCGUUCGAGCACAGAACUUGGCAGCAAAGCCGGCACUGUCCUCCUAAUCAUAUGCAUCCUCUGUGGCCUUUUCUGCUUCAUUCUCUGCCUGAUCGCUGAAGCCACUCGCUCCAUGGUGACAUGGAACAGUACUGGUGAAGGCAAGCACCCAACAAAAGAAUGCAUAUACAGUGGGAGUGGGAAAACGCCAUUGUUGUGUGCAGGCAGUGCCUUUCUUGGCCUGGCAGUAGUCAUGGUGGUGGAGCACACCUACAUGUUGGUUGCAGUCAGUAAAUCAACUCCUCCAGUUCUUAUCACCUGGGACCCCGACUCUAGCUCUGCCAAGGCCCUCACAUGGCAGGCUGGCUUCUUCUUCAUCUCAACAUGGAUUUUCUUUGCUGUUGGAGAGAUAUUGUUGCUGAUAGGGGUGAGUGUGGAAUCAGGUCAUCUCAAAAACUGGUCUACCCCAAGACCCAGUUGCCUAACCAUUCCACAAGGCUUGUUCUCUGCUGCUGGGGUUUUUGGGUUGGCCACAACUUUCCUAGCAACAGGUUUAUACUUGACAGCAUUGAAGGCACAUAGGCUGUGCCAUGAGCAGGAAACCGUGAGAAGGCAGGUGCUGGAUAUCUCAGUUCUCUUUGCUUCUCCACCAAUGUCACCCAGGCAUAGAAUAAUCACAGCCAUGAAUACAGAGAAUCCCACUGCUAGGCAAAAUCACAGUGGGCAGCCACCAUCCCAAUUCUCUUCAGUUUUCACCAAGCAUUCCAUUGAUCAAGUCUAAAGCAAGCAAAGUGGGGUCCAUUUUAGGCAAAGAAAAUGGAGAAACUGUGUAUACAUGUAAUACUGAUAAAGUACAUCUGAUUGAUUUGUUCAUUUAAUUUUUUCGUACAUA
Messenger RNA from Vitis vinifera (wine grape), 1332 nucleotides. RefSeq lists its product as uncharacterized. The transcript has 3 exons. Bases 430 to 1221 code for a protein of 263 amino acids. Lineage: Eukaryota; Viridiplantae; Streptophyta; Magnoliopsida; Vitales; Vitaceae. The record is from RefSeq and is a predicted model, not a curated record.